AUGGCUGAAAUGGUGAGCCCAGAUGCGAUAUCGACCAUAUUGGCGAACCCAUCUCCCGAUUGCUCUUCAGGUUUGCCGGAAUUAGUUGUACAAGUACUGGAUCUCAAGCCUACAGGAAGCAAAUUCACAUUUACAGCGAGUGAUGGGAAAAUGAAGGUCAAGGCCAUGUUUCAAUCUACUUUGUCGUCUUUAAUCACCUCUGGGAGUGUUCAGAACUUGGGUCUUAUUCGGAUUCUUGAUUACACUCUAAAUGACAUCCCGACGAAGAACGAGAAGUACUUAUUUGUAACAAAAUUUGAGACCGUAUCUCCGGCACUCGACUCUGAGUAUAAGGCCGAGGCAGAAACUAAGGAUAGUGGCUUCGAAAUGAAGCCAAAACAGGAAAUGGAUGUUGAUGGAGAAGUAAAAAAUGAAGUUAAUGGCAUUGUUUUGCAGCCAAAGCAAGAAAUUGUGAGCAAAUCAGCUGCUCAAAUAAUUCAUGAGCAACAUGGAAAUAUGGCACCAUCUGCUCGUAUGGCAAUAACCCGAAGAAUUCAUCCGCUUGUUUCCUUGAAUCCAUAUCAAGGAAUUUGGACGAUUAAGGUUCGUGUAACUGGGAAAGGAAAUAUGCGGUUAUAUAGGAAUGCCAGAGGAGAAGGGUGUGUGUUCAAUGUAGAAUUGACUGAUGAAGAUGGCACACAAAUACAAGCAACAAUGUUUAAUGAGGCUGCAAAGAAGUUUUACGAUAAAUUUCAGUUGGGGAAGGUCUAUUACAUAUCAAAGGGAACUCUGAAAGUUGCUAACAAGCAAUUUAAAACUGUGCAAAAUGAUUACGAAAUGACGUUAAAUGAAUAUUCUGAAGUCGAGGAAGCUAGUAGUGAGGCUACUUUUAUCCCCGAAACAAAAUUCAGUUUCGUCCCGAUUGAUGAAUUAGGUCCAUAUGUUAAUGGGAGAGAUCUUGUUGAUGUUGUUGGUGUUGUUCGAGAAGUAUCUCCAACUAUGAGUAUUCGACGGAAAAGCAAUAAUGAGACAAUUCCCAAGCGUGAUAUAACUAUCGCUGAUGAGACGAAGAAGACUGUCGUUGUGUCUCUAUGGAAUGAUCUUGCCACGAGUGUAGGACAAGAACUGCUAGACAUGGCUGAUAAAUGUCCAGUAGUUGCAAUUAAAUCACUCAAAGUUGGAGAUUUUCAGGGUUUGUCGCUGUCAACACUGAGCAAAAGUGUUGUGGUAAUCAAUCCAGACUUACCAGAAGCCAAAAAGUUGAGAUCUUGGUAUGAUUCUGAAGGCAAAGAAUCUUCUUUGGCAUCUGUUGGUUCUGGCUUAAACCCUUCGACUAAAAGUGGAUCUCAAUCUAUGUACUCCAAUAGGGUCUUGUUAUCUCAUAUCACCGGUGACCCAUUGUUGGGCGAGGACAAGCCUGCAUAUUUCAAUGUUAAAGCGUACAUAAGUUACAUCAAACCCGACCAAACCAUGUGGUAUCGUGCUUGCAAGACUUGUAACAAGAAAGUCACGGAUGCUAUUGGUUCCGGAUAUUGGUGUGAAGGGUGCCAGAAGAACGACGAAGAAUGCAUCUUGAGAUAUAUAAUGACUGUAAAAGUUUCUGAUGCAAGUGGUGAAGCCUAUUUUUCUGUUUUCAACGAACAAGCAGAGAAAAUAAUCGGAUGCUCUGCAGAUGAACUUAACGAGCUAAAAUCCCAGGAUGGAGAAAGUUCUUAUCAAUUGAAACUGAAGGAAGCUACCUGGAUUCCACACCUUUUUCGAGUUAGUGUUACUUUACAAGAAUACAACAAUGAGAAAAGGCAGAGGAUAACUAUCAGAGCUGUUGCUCCUGUGGAUUAUGCAACUGAAUCGUCAUUUUUGCUUGAAAAAAUAUUGAAGAUGAAAAUCUCUAAAAUACAGUAA
Molecule: messenger RNA, 1881 nt
Organism: Fraxinus pennsylvanica
Lineage: Eukaryota; Viridiplantae; Streptophyta; Magnoliopsida; Lamiales; Oleaceae
Source: the annotation of a GenBank genome assembly